AUGCACAAAUUCAUCGCGCACAACUACCAACACCACCACCCCUCUCAAUUCAUUUCUACAUCUGUUUCUUCCUCUGCUUCUGUAUCCCGUCGCUCAGCAUGUGACCGCUGCCGGGGCCAGAAACUGCGCUGUAUCCGGGAUGUCUCUGGCGGACUGGACUCAGCAGCAGCAGCAGGAGGAGGAGGAUGUCGACGCUGUCUAAAAAUGGGCGCAGACUGCCAAACCACCAUGACCACCAGCAAGAGAAAUGUCAAGAGAGGAGGAAUAAUACAGCGCCGCGAACAGCAGCAGGACAAAGAAUACAAAGAAUCUGCGUUGUCAACGUCUGAUAUCGAGAAUAAUAUCAUACCACCACCACCACCACCAGCGGCGGCCACCACCAAUACAGAUACAAAUAAUUGGCUGUCGUGGGAUCUUCCGAGUUUGAGUACACUCGACGAAUCUAGAGAUUCUGAAAUGUACACUUUGGAUGAUGAUGAUGAUGAUGAUGAUGAUAAUAAUAAUAAUAAGAAUGGCCAGUUUGAUAUGCUAGCAGACAACGAAGAGUUUCAAAUAUUCGAUCCGAUGCUGUUUGGCGACGGGAGUCUUUUUUUGCAUGAUGAUAAUGCAGCUGAGCUUGUACAACAACAACAACAACAACAACAAGAACAAGCAGAAGAAGAAAAAACAGCAGAUAAAAAAGAGGAAGAAAAAGAGGAAGAAGAAAUAAACCUGCACACUAUCGCAUCCAUCCUCGAGCAAUACCUGGUGCAAAUCAACGCCGGACCGCCGGAAAUAACCCUCGCCAAAAUUCUUUUUACAACGUCCCCUUCUUCUGCCAAUGGAGAAGAAAAAGAAGAAGAAAAGAAAAACUGCUGCCAGCGCGCACAUACCGUCGACUCGAUCCUACAGCACACAACACAUUUCAUCAACAUUCUCAAGGCUACCGGCGAAAAAGAAACACAAACGCUUCUUCGCAUGCUAGCCAUAUACACAACCAUACUCAAACUGUUCCUGAUCAUCUUUGCGCACGUACACAUCUUUCUGGAGGAUGCUACUACUACUGCUGCUGCUGCUGCUGCUGCUGCCAUUCCAGCUGGAAAAAAGAAGAAUAACAAAAUAACCGCGCUAGAACCCAUUCCAGAUGUGCAAUUCAUCGGUUUUGAUAUUCAAUCGGGUCAUUUACAGGUAACACUAUUCAUGCAGAUAGUCACGCAUCUCAUUCGAUCAAUGGAAUCUCUAUUGGGUAUUCCUUCAGAGUACAUGCUUGAGCAUAACAUCAAAGUAGCCCAUGAGAAUGACGGGAUGGCAGAGAUUAUAAAUGCUGUCAUGCACAGAGAAGCUCAACGAACAGAUGCUGUGCGUGGGUAUGGCGGGGUGUCCGCGUUGAGAGACGAGAUGGAUGCUAUUAAACAGUUGCUAGAGCAUAUUCCUCUGUGA
Talaromyces rugulosus is the source of this 1419-nucleotide messenger RNA. RefSeq lists its product as uncharacterized. The transcript has 2 exons. Gene Ontology annotation, biological process: regulation of DNA-templated transcription. Lineage: Eukaryota; Fungi; Ascomycota; Eurotiomycetes; Eurotiales; Trichocomaceae. The coding region runs from base 1 to 1419 and encodes 472 amino acids. Gene Ontology annotation, molecular function: DNA-binding transcription factor activity, RNA polymerase II-specific; zinc ion binding. The record is from RefSeq and is a predicted model, not a curated record.